AUGAAAAAUGGAGGGGUCGCAUUUGCGCAGGAGAUAUUCAACUAUUCAAGCUUGGUUAGAGACGGUACCCUUUUUCUUACUCAUCGGAUUCUGGAAACAAAUACAGAGAAAAGUGACGACAACAGAAGCUCGCCGGUGCACAAAAGCGAGAUGGACCGGAUGAAUACCCACUCCACAAAUAACAAUGGGUUGCUGUCGAGAUCCGAAUCCAGGUCAGCCGCUACGACGUCGUCGCCUUCACAGUUCGAUUUGCAGUGGGGCAGCAGAAAAGGGUUGCGCUGCAUGAAGGUCCACGGUAAGGACCACAGUACAAGCAACGACUCGACCGGUUCGAGAACGGUUCGGCGCGCGACGGCUCGCAUAGACCGGCGGGCAGUUAGAUCUGAUACGGAUAAUAACGCCGGCAAGGACCCGAUAACAAAUAGGAGCGGCGGUGGCCAUCUGAACCUCCGUCAACGUCCAGCUUCUCCCUCUCGACGAAUUUUGAGGAAUUCAGAGGAGAAGGAAGAGGAUUUUCUGGCGAUCAAAGGGUCCAAGCUGCCUCAAAGACCUAAGAAGAGGGCCAAAUUUAUUCAGCGCACCCUUAAUCUGGUGAGUCCAGGUGCAUGGCUAUGCGAUUUAACACUUGAGCGAUACGAGGUUCGAGAGAAGAAAAGACCACGAGGGAUUAAGGCUAUGGGAAACAUGGAGUCGGACUCGGAGUAAGGGCAAUGUGAGGAAACCAAAAAAAAAAAGAAAAAGAAAAA
Striga asiatica is the source of this 746-nucleotide messenger RNA. The record is from the annotation of a GenBank genome assembly. NCBI's taxonomy places the organism in Eukaryota, Viridiplantae, Streptophyta, Magnoliopsida, Lamiales, Orobanchaceae.